Messenger RNA from Purpureocillium lilacinum, 849 nucleotides. RefSeq lists its product as uncharacterized. The record is from RefSeq and is a predicted model, not a curated record. Gene Ontology annotation, molecular function: DNA-binding transcription activator activity, RNA polymerase II-specific; RNA polymerase II cis-regulatory region sequence-specific DNA binding; protein heterodimerization activity. Gene Ontology annotation, cellular component: nucleus; CCAAT-binding factor complex. Gene Ontology annotation, biological process: regulation of transcription by RNA polymerase II. NCBI's taxonomy places the organism in Eukaryota, Fungi, Ascomycota, Sordariomycetes, Hypocreales, Ophiocordycipitaceae.
AUGGAUCCUCAGAAUCAACCAACGCAGUCGCAGCAGAACCGCGCUGCUCCAGUCUAUGAUCCCAGCCAGGGCGGCCACUAUGGCGCCUGCGCGGCCCUAGCUUCUCAAGGCUUCGCCCCGGCUGAGCUCUACACCGGCCCGUGGGCUAAUGUUCAUCAAGGCCUGACUGGCCAGUACAAGGACAUCCUCACCACCUACUGGCAACAGACCAUUACUCACCUGGAGAGUGAGACGCAUGAUUACAAGCUUCACCAGCUACCUCUUGCCCGCAUUAAGAAGGUCAUGAAAGCCGACCCCGAAGUUAAGAUGAUUUCGGCGGAAGCCCCCAUCCUGUUCGCCAAAGGCUGCGAUAUCUUCAUUACUGAGCUCACGAUGCGCGCCUGGAUACACGCAGAAGAGAACAAGCGGCGGACGUUGCAGCGGUCUGACAUCGCCUCGGCCCUUGCCAAGUCCGACAUGUUUGACUUCUUGAUUGACAUUGUUCCCCGGGAAGAGGCAUCUUCGCAUGCUAAGAGAACUACCGCCCAGCCGGCGACGGCCGCGCAAGCCGUGCCGGCGCCUCCUGGCCAAGGUCAGAUGCCCGGACAACACACUGGCAUGGCCCAGCCGGCAAACCAUGCCUCGCACCCGAUGGCUCCCGCGGACUACAUGGGUGGGCAUCACAUGCCCACAGAGCAGGAUUACCGACAGAACCCCAGCAUGUAUCCCGGCCAGGUCCCCCAACCUCCUGCUGCUCCGUACGGCCAGGCACAAGCCCCCCCAUCUAUGUAUGGAGAGAUGGAGGGCAUGUAUCCCUACUCAGCAAUGCAGCCCCAGCAGGCGCCCAUGUCUUCUGAGGAGUUCGAAUGA